Taeniopygia guttata (zebra finch) is the source of this 6785-nucleotide messenger RNA. RefSeq names its product galanin receptor 1 (gene GALR1). The record is from RefSeq and is a predicted model, not a curated record. NCBI's taxonomy places the organism in Eukaryota, Metazoa, Chordata, Aves, Passeriformes, Estrildidae. Gene Ontology annotation, biological process: negative regulation of adenylate cyclase activity; positive regulation of cytosolic calcium ion concentration; G protein-coupled receptor signaling pathway. Gene Ontology annotation, molecular function: galanin receptor activity. Gene Ontology annotation, cellular component: plasma membrane.
GGCGGGGCCGCCGUGCCGGCUCCGCGACCGGCAGCGCAGGCUGCGCCCAGCGCGGCGGCACCUCCGCCCUUCCCUCCCCGCCGCCCGGUGCUGGAGGGGCGGCUGCCCCGGGCUCGCCGCGCUCCGAGGGGCCGGGGAGCGGCGGCUCCGCGUUCCGCCCGCGGAAACUUUGCCCGGCGCGCAGGAGGAAGGAUGGAGCUAGGAGAGCCCCCGGCGGCGCCCCUCAACCUGUCCCGAACAGCGGCAGAGACUCUCCGCGGGGAGUUCAACCUGUCCGGGCUGCCGGAGGCGGAGGAGAAGCCCCUCUUCGGCAUCGGCAUCGAGAACUUCAUCACCUUAAUCGUCUUCGGCUUAAUCUUCACCCUGGGGGUGCUGGGCAACAGUCUGGUGAUCACGGUGCUGGCGAGGAGCAAGCCGGGCAAGCGCCGAAGCACCACCAACAUCUUCAUCCUCAACCUGAGCAUCGCUGACCUGGCCUACCUGCUCUUCUGCAUCCCCUUCCAGUCCACGGUCUACGUGCUCCCCACCUGGGUGCUGGGAGCCUUCAUCUGCAAGUUCAUCCACUACUUCUUCACCAUCUCCAUGCUGGUGAGCAUCUUCACACUCUCGGCCAUGUCUGUGGACCGGUACGUGGCCAUCGUGCACUCCCGACGCUCCUCAGCCUUGCGUGUUCCCCGCAACGCAAUGUUGGGUGUGGGGCUCAUCUGGGCGCUCUCCUUCGCCAUGGCCUCGCCUGUGGCUCACCACCAGCGCAUCUUCCACCGUGAGACCAGCAACCAGACCUUCUGCUGGGAGUUCUGGCCCAACCCACGCCACAAGAAGGUCUACGUGAUUUGCACAUUCGUCUUCGGAUAUCUGCUGCCACUGCUGCUCAUCUCCUUCUGCUAUGCCAAGGUUCUUAAUCAUCUGCAUAAGAAGUUGAAAAACAUGUCAAAGAAGUCAGAAGCAUCCAAGAAAAAGACAGCACAGACUGUGUUGGUGGUGGUAGUGGUUUUUGGCAUCUCCUGGCUGCCUCAUCAUGUGAUCCAUCUCUGGGCUGAAUUUGGAGUUUUCCCACUGACUCAAGCCUCCUUUCUCUUCAGGGUAACUGCACACUGCCUGGCUUACAGCAAUUCUUCUGUGAACCCAAUCAUAUAUGCAUUUCUAUCUGAAAAUUUUAGGAAGGCCUACAAACAAGUCUUCAAAUGCCAGAUUGGUAAUGAGUCGCUUCUGAAUGAUGCUAAGGAAAAUAAAAGUCGGAUAGAUACACCACCCUCUACCAAUUGUACCCAUGUGUGAAUGUUGAGAAGCCCUGUAUGUUGGCUCUUCCUUUAUGUAAACUAAACACCAAGGAAAAAAAAAAAGCACAAUGAGCUUUCCUGGGUUUAUCUUGAUAAAACUAAUUGGUAUUUAAUGUACUGAAGUUGCAUUUGUAACCAAAGUUUGUGAAACUCAUAUGAAUGUAACCUGGGCUGAUCAUUUGCAUCUUAGAUAUCUUUGUCAAAUAAAGCUCUUGGACUUUCAUAGAUAUUUGAGAAAAAAAAAAUGUUGAGAUGAUAUGUCUGUGUUCUUACUAAGCAUACAAAGGUACAAGAAGGAGAUGUUGAUGUGAUCAGGUAACUUUCUGACAUCUUAUUUCAUGAAAGUGAAAAAUGGAUAAUUUUCCUGUCCUACAGGUAAUAAAUACUGGACUACUGUGAUUUCAAAGAGAAAAGCUUUUAUUCUCUCUUUGGAUUGUUCUAACAAUGCCUUUUUUUCUUUUUAAAGUAAGCCUGGGCUCCGAUUUGGAGUUGGAAUAAGUUAUGUACACCUUGAGGCAAUUGCUUUAGAGAGGAAAUGCUAUUUUUAUCUGUUUAGCUGGUUUUACUAUGUCUUACUGAGCAAGGAUGGAUUGGUUUUCCACUUCAUAUGGCUGCCUUAUUGUAUUCACAGAAUUUUUGUGUACACUAUAUAAGGUUUUUUUAAUGGCUUGUGUGUAGUUGUACCAAAAUGAGGAUUUGUGUCUGAGGGAAGCUUCUCUUCAUAUGCUGCAUGUGCAUGUAUAUGUAUGUUUUCUUAAUUUCAUAGGCUUUGAGAUGGAGAGACAGUUUUAAAAGUGCAAUGUAUACAUAUGUUUUAAAAUAUUAUGUUUCAUAAAGAAGCUCUAGACAAUGUUUAAGGAUUUAAAGGCAGAAUUCCCUUAAAAGUUGUAAGUGGAGCUUGAUAUAAUGUAGUUUUAAACUGGAAAUAUAAAGAAGGCUGCAUUUAAAUUAAUGCAAAGUGCAUAAGGUAAAUGGUACAAUUCUGCAAAUUCUCAGAUAAAAUUAGUAGUUUCUGCAAUUUUAUAACUUUACUUAUAAUGUCUUUAGGUUGUAAAUAGCUAAAGAAAUAAUGGAAAAACAGUCCUUUGAAAACAUUCCUUUAGCUGGAGUAAGACAUUAUUUUACCUAUUUUUAUUAAUGACCCAAAGACUCAUAGAGUAAAUCAAAUUAAAGGAACCUCUGAACAUGCUCUCAAGGCAGGAAUACCCUCAGAGUUGCAUCACUUCCUUGACCAGGCAAAAUCUGAACAUUUCUAAGGAUGGCAAUUCAACAAUAUAUUCUGAGAAACCUGUGCUAAUGCCUAACCAUCCUCACUAAAAUAUUUUUCCUUAUCCACAGCUGGGAUUUCCCUUGAUGUAUCUUGUGACCAUUGCUUUCUUCCCUUUCACUGAGAACUGAAGUCUUUUCUCUAACUGACUAACGUGUAAUUUUAAGAUGGCUAUUGAAUUUCCCCUCAGCCUUCCCUUCUGGAACCAUGUCCUGCUUUCAGCCUCUCCUCAGGUCCCUGGCUGGGUCACUGGCCUUCCACUGCCCUUCCUCCAGUGUAUCCAUCCCGCUCAUGACCUGAGGUGUUCAAAACUGAGGAGCGUGUUCCAGAUGUGGCCUCACAAGCACUGAGCAGGAUAAUUGUUUCUCUUGACCCAUUGGCUGGUUCUUGCUAAUACAGCCCAAUAUUAUCAUAAUUUAUGGCUGCAAGGGUACACUGCUGACUUAUAUUUAAUUUCUGCUUUACAAACCCUCGGGUCCUUUUCUGCAGAUUUGCAUUGAGUCCCAGUCCAAGUUUCAGAACGUGGCUUUUGGCUUUCUUGGUCUUCAUGCAUUUGAUAGCUGUUGCUUCCAUGUUCCAGCUUCCUGAGGGCCCUUUGAAAGGUCUGCUUGCUGUCCAGAAUACCCACCACUGUCCCAGGUUUGGUAUUGUGUGUAAAAUUGCUGAGAAAGUCCUUAAACCUUCUCUUGGUCUUUAAAGAUGCUGCGUGGUGUUGGCCAGAUGCUCUUUCAGAUGCAUCUCCACAGACUUGCUUUAAGAAAAAUAACAAUUCAGAGUGGUGGAACGUCAGUUAUGGAGAGUUAGCUCACAUAAAACCAGCUAUGUUUAUGUGUCAGUACUGUCUGCUUGGAAUCAGUAAAAUAAUAUCAAAGACAUGCUAUUGCAUGCAUGGUGUUUGUGUCCAUUCUUUCAUAUGAAGAGAUUAUUUGAUGAUAUUUAUAGGGAAAAAAUAUUAGUAUAUACAAAUAUAUAUUUUAAAAAACUCUCAAUUGGAAAAAAAGGGUUUAUCUAUGCAGGAAACCCUUUCCUGGGCUGGGAUUGAGGUUCAGAAACAGCCUAGAAAGAAGUCCUCUUGAGUUUUGAGAUACUCAUCAACUCAAACACUCAAAUUAUUAAAACAUCAUCAAACUUCAGCUGAAUUUACAACAUUUUAGCAAAUUCUACAAUUUUGAAAAAAUUUUAAUUUUUAAAAAUUGCUAUUAAAUGAUUUUGCAUAAAAAUUGGAACAUAAGCAUAUAAUUGUAUAAAAAUAUAAUAACAAGAUGAUUUUAUUUUUUCAUCUGGAGAAGAAUUUUUUUCCUUAAUUGUACAUAAUUUUAAACCUUGGUGCUUGAUAGUAAUGGAGCUACACCUGUCUGAAAUUUUUAGGAUGAAGGAGUGGAAGGGUAGAGAUUUCUGUAACAACUAGUUAGAACGGUCCCACCUUGUUCCUGCUGAAUGUCAGUAAAACUUCCACCUGACUUCCACCUUCCACUUUUUUUAAGAGGCAGCUGACACUCUAAGGCUCAGUUUCCUGCCUAAACAUGCUUUUGUUGGUCCGUAUCUCUAGCGUGACUUCGUCAUACUCAGCUGUGACACGAAGGUUUCAAAUACAGCAGCAGUGUUAAUGUGUGCUGUGAACUGUGUCCAGCCCUAGAGCAGCUGGACACUUGGGCAGCAAGGUGUCCUGCCACAGAAAUGGUUGGCUUGGGUGGAAAAUCAGGGAAUGGGUGAUGGGAUCCACUAUAACUGAGUGCUUUCAGGUUCUGAGCUUGUUGGCAGGGAUUGUGGUUUCUGAUGGAAAGCAAAGCAGAUGUUUCACCUCAUUGACUGGCCUAGUAUGCUUUUCUACAUCUUUUUCUAACCAGAAAGGUUUAUUUCAAUGUUUGCGAAGUAAAGGCAAGAGGAAAUAAUCCCACUGAAUUCCAUCCUGUUGUGUGAAUUUGAAAAUGUUAUGCUGUACAAAACAAAAUUAAUAACAGGAGUGUUUAAUCAGAUUCCUCUCAAACUAAGACACUGCAGCCGGUUUCUAACAAAGUUUCCAUUUUAUACAUUACAUUCUGCUUUGCACCACUUUUGCCUUAAAAAGAUACAGAAAUCUCAUUAAAAGAGGUAAAGAAAUUAUUCCGCUAGGGCUCUUAGUGCCAUGCUUGCCCUGCCUGACUGUGAGUAUUGUGUUUGAGGUAUAAUACAAAAUAUUACAGCAGUGCUCUUCUUCCUCUAAUGAAAACUAAAGUACAAUUCCAAGAUAUGUGUGGACCCAAAUGCACAUUGUACCCUGGUAUAUAUAAAUCAGAUUUAGAAUCCAUAGCCAAAAAAGCCCCAAAUGAAUGGCACUUGACCAACAUACUGUUGAAUAUGUGCAAACAUGCAGUAAAAUGAAGGAACUUGUGUAAUUUUAUGCUCAGCCGUACUACUUCACAGGUAAUUGUGUUGCCCAUUUAACUAAUUUUGAAGAAAGGAAUCUUAGUUGCAAGUCAAGCUGACAGUUAAUUGCUGCUUCUGAGUAAUUAUGCUACACAGUUCUCAGUAACAAGCAUGUACUAAACAUAUGUUGUAAUGUAAUCAUUCAUAAUUACCUAAAAUUCUUGUAUCAAAAAAUGUAGAAUUUCUUCAAAAUUUUCGUAUGUCUAUGGUUGGUAACAAAAUUUGAUGCUGUAAUAGAUUACAAAAAUAUGCUCAAACUGGCUGAAAAUAUAUGUAAAAACAUUAUGACUGUAUAAGGAGCAAACUUAAAUUUUGUAGUUGACAUUUUUUAAGUUAUGGUUUUUGAGCUUUCUAUUACCUUUUACUUUGUGUGCAUGCAUCUUUUCCUUCAAACCUUAACUUUAUUAUUCUCAUAACUGAUUAGAUCUCCAUUUUCAAAAAACUAUGCCACUAUCUCCAAGAGAUAAACAUUAAGCUUUAUGUAUUUAAUGUUGCAGUGAAAUAAAUUUUGCUUUAAAUCCCAUGCUGUAGGGAAGGAGAGGGGUCUCUUUAUAAAAUAAUUCUGUGAAUACAUUAUUUUAUUAUGUUAUCUUCAUGGUUGCUUCACAGUGUGAUGUGACACAUUGAGAAAUGAGGACAGCAGAGAAAAGAACAGCAGAGAAAAGAACAGCUUGUAUCUUACAGAGCUUGUGCUAGUGUUGUUUUCAGUACAUGGGCAAAUGUCAAAGACCAAAAAAAUUAAAAAUUUGUGUUUGUUUCAAUGUGUAGCACAUGUAAAAUAGCGUGCAUUUGUUCUGAGAUAUAUUGUACUUUGCAUGAAUUUUCAAGGGAUAGUUCCAAUAAGUCUGUACCAUCUCUUCUUAGCUCUCUCAUAUGAGAUACAAACUGCAUUCCUUAAAAAAUGUUUACAUAAUAAUUAAAAAAAAGCAGCAUCUUCAGGAAAACUUCCAGAAAAAACACUGUAAACAUAAAGCUGAAUAGAGUAUGAUGGCUCGAUGACACCAGGUGUUGAAAAUUUAACUGAUAUAAUAAAUACUCUGAUUUUAAAGUACUUAUGUGGAGGAGGCAUGGCCCUCCAUUCAGGCUGGUAAGAAGUCUAUUGAAAUUUAUGGAAUAUAUUGAUAUUUCUUAAUCAAGUGUCGUUUAAAUCUCUGUAAUUUAUGGAUUGUUUAUGAGACAGACAAAGAGAGCCAGAUUCCUGUAUUUGAAUAUGAGAAAAAGCCUUCAUCCAGUAAAUCUUUCAGUGGUGUGAAGUCCAAAACUCUUUUAUGAAAACCUGUAUGUGGCUCAGUUUUGGAAGAAGAAAGCAGUCAAGUAUGUGCAUAUUUGUCUGUAUACUUGCUUUAACGUUGAUCAAAGGCUAUUUCAAUACAGUAAAAAUAUCUGGUUGAGCACGAAACCAAAAUAUAAUCAGUUUUAUACCUAAUGAAAACCUUUUAAACCAAAAGUAAAUGCUACAGCAUGGAUCUAAAAUUAUGUGCACUUUAUCAAUUUUAUUGUGCAGUACUCAUAAACCCUUUGUGUAUGACAUUGUGCAUGUUGGUGCACCUUGGCCAGAUACAUUUACUGGAUGAAGGCUGAGGUCUCAUUUUAUAGAAGUAUUUCCCUAAUGGCAGCAUUCUCUUCUUGGAAAACUGUAGUUUCCUUUGCAUGUUCAUUCCAUUCCUCUAUAAACAUCUAGCCACAUCUAAAAUUUCCUGAGAAAAAUAAAACCUCUCCUCUAGUAAUACAUCAUCUGAGGCACCUAGAUGUUUCUAGCCAGAUCUGUCAAUAAUUUAACUUGUUGAAGUUUAAUAUUAAGAUUUUGAAAUAAAAUAGAAAAUUACUGCUAA